Messenger RNA from Acanthamoeba castellanii str. Neff, 1266 nucleotides. Its product is annotated as ADPribosylglycohydrolase superfamily protein. NCBI's taxonomy places the organism in Eukaryota, Discosea, Longamoebia, Acanthamoebidae. The coding region runs from base 1 to 1266 and encodes 421 amino acids. The record is from RefSeq and is a predicted model, not a curated record. The transcript has 8 exons.
AUGGAAGGCGAGCAGGCGAGGCAGGAGCAUGGGCAAGGAUGCCAAGGUGAGGAGGUUGCGACGGGCUCAACGGUGAACGUUAAUGACGCUCCUGUCGUGGAGGACGACAAGUGGUGGUUUGCCGAGUUGGACAAAUCAGUUUUGAAUGACAAAUUGAUCGACAAGAUCCUCGGCUGCAUCUACGGCAACUGCUUGGGCGACGCCGUUGGUCUUGCAACCGAGUUCUUGAACAAGAAGCAGAUCGAAGGACUGUACGGUGACGCAGCCGUGCCGUUUCCCGACUACAAACUCAACGCCCACAACCGCCGCUGGAAGCGAGGCGACUGGACGGAUGACAGCGACCAGAUGAUCCUCAUCAUGGAGACCAUUCUCGAACUGAAUGGCUCCGUGGACGAGCACCGCUACGCAGCCAAGCUCAAGCGAUGGAUCAACAAUGGCUUCCCCGAGUUGGGCGAUUUCGCGGGGAUGGGCCUGGGGGCGACGACGGCGCAGGUGGUCUUCAACGAGAUCUUCCUGCGCGACCCCCACACCGCCGCCGAGGCCGCGUGGAUCAAGCUCAACCGCAACGCCGCCCCCAAUGGCGCGGUGAUGCGAACGUCGAUUUUGGGCGUUCUCAACUAUGACAAUCUGGAUCAGGUCAUCGCCAACACGAUCCGCAUCGCCAAGGUGACGCAUUUCGACACGCGGUGCCUGGCCAGCUGUGUCGCGGCCACCACCGCCAUUGCGAUGAUGCUGCAGGGCCACGACGUCGAAUCCGAGGAGGGGCUCCAGCAGCUCAUCGACCAGGCCAUCGCCCACGGGCUCAAGCAUCUGGAGGCGGAACACGUGGAUGAGUUCAAGCGACACAUCAAGAGGGACGCCUCGAUGCAGAGCCUGCUGAGCCUGGAGCUGGACGAGGGCUCCAAGAUCGGGUACACCUUCAAGUGCGUGGGCUCCGGCUUCUGGGCGCUCUGUGCCUCCAACGACUUCAAACACAUGAUCAACCUCCUCGUACGCGAGGGCGGCGACGCCGACACGAAUGGCGCUGUGUGUGGAGCAUUGUGGGGCGCACGGUACGGCUACUCGGCCCUGCCGAAGGACUGGCUCGCGGUCAUGCCCAACAAGGCGUGGCUCGACCGCAAGGUGGUGCGCUUCCUCAAUCUGCUCGGCCUCACCCACGUCGAGCAGGCCGUCGUCGAGAAGUCCUACGAAGAGCGCGCCGAGGAGGCCGACACCGACGAUGACGACGCCACCCAACCCGACGACAAGGAGCCACACUGGGUGUAG